AUGGUCACCGGCUUUCCAUUUAAUGUUAGCAGUGCGCCUAUGUAUUAUGGAAGUACGAUGAGCUUUUUGGGGACGGCACUUUGGUGGGGAAAGCCAGCUGGGGUUCUUUUGACCGUGGAAGUAUUGGUUGUUUAUCUUUUGGCCUUGAGGUUUGAGGAUCCAUUUACGGCCGGGAUUUAUGCUAAGAGGGAGAGAGAAAGAAGUGCAAAGAAGGGAAAGAAGGGAUUGUAG
Molecule: messenger RNA, 231 nt
Organism: Sclerotinia sclerotiorum 1980 UF-70
Lineage: Eukaryota; Fungi; Ascomycota; Leotiomycetes; Helotiales; Sclerotiniaceae
Exons: 1
Coding region: 1-231 (76 amino acids)
Biological process (GO): phosphatidylcholine biosynthetic process
Molecular function (GO): S-adenosylmethionine-dependent methyltransferase activity
Source: RefSeq, a predicted model, not a curated record